This is a messenger RNA of Xenopus laevis (African clawed frog), 3066 nucleotides long. It is a transcript of the gene tmem125.L, whose product is annotated as transmembrane protein 125 L homeolog. The transcript is spliced from 2 exons. Bases 1008 to 1658 code for a protein of 216 amino acids. The record is from RefSeq and is a predicted model, not a curated record. NCBI's taxonomy places the organism in Eukaryota, Metazoa, Chordata, Amphibia, Anura, Pipidae.
CCUGCCAAAUGUUGUGAAAUGGGCAUGGUAAUUAUGAGGUGUGGUCGGGAAAAGGGGCGUGGUCACAAAGAUUUGUUUCCAAAAUGUUAGGAGGUCCAUAUGGUCUAUGGCCAGUGGUUCAUACACAAGUAUAGUAUGCAUGCAACGCCACUACUCAUGCAAGCAACAAGGCAGCUUUUAUGUGCACCUAAAAAACGAACCUAUAUCCUAAUUUUUACGUCAGGGCUGCAAACAUGAGGCACUGAAAAGCAUCAACCACGUUCUAACAUUGUAUUUAACAUGCCACUUACCCCGGCUGACCCCCAGCAAGCAAUCGUGUCCCCACACGCGAUAACUACAGAGCGACACAGUGACAAUAUCACCAUUCGCUCACUAGAGAGCACACACAGGGUUACACGCGGCCCCUCCCCUCCUUUGUCAAACUAGGGCCAGAGAAACUUGGUGACAGGGAAACCAGCUGGUGACAAGAGUCAGACACAGUGACAGCAUCAACAGCAGAGCGGCCGUGUACUCUGCCCUCCUGUAACCGCCGGACAAACAACUCACCCGCUAUUGCACUGUCCCCCCAGCCAGUCUCCCUCACACGAUGCAUUAUGCAAGGUGAAACUUAAUCUUGACAGCCAAUCCAUAUUCUAUGAACAUACAGCAGUCGAAAGAAGGAAGCACAAGAGAUCGGGAUGUUGUGACGCUAAAUUUCUGUAAUCUUCCUGUCCGUGGGAUGUGCCUUCCUGUCCCUGUCUAAAGGAGCUAUGACUUUAUGUCAGUGUUUUUCAGUUAAGUUGGAUCACCAUCACCAAUAGGUUUUGCUUCCAGUAUUGUUUUAUUUCAUCCUUUUAACUACGUUCCUGAAAUGUGUGCUUAUCAGGCUGUAGAAGGGAAUAACUUUAUGGAAUUAUAUACAUGGGUUUUUCUGCAACACCAAACAUGGCUCUAAUGACCAGCUUUUGCACAAAUCUUGGGGCUCUGGAUUUUCUCCUAUUGGAAGUUUGAAGUCUCUGCCAUUACAGAUGGAGACGGCACCACCGAGGACUCCCCCCGAUCCAAGAAGGAUGCAGAAUGAUAUCCUAGAGGAACACACAGAGCUCUGGUGGUUCAGACAGCCUGUCAAAUCAGUACUGUGCUACACCCUGGCUGUACUUCUUAUUUUAGCAUGUGGUGUUGGUGGUAUUGUACUCCUAUCCACCACAACCAGUCGCUCUGGAGAAUGGAGGAUGGCCAUAGGGGCCACAUUAUGCAUUUUAGCCCUGCUAGUCUUACUCAAGCAACUACUGAGCUCUGCUGUGCAGGAUAUGCAUUGUGUUCAAAGACGUGACCACAUUGACAUGCUGAAAAGUGGUGGCUUAUCAGACACUGUGGUUUUUGUAUGCAGUGCAAUUAUUAUCCUUGCAUGCGGUGUAGCUCUUCUUGUAUUGUCUUUCUCUGGAGAAACACCCGGGUCCUCUACAGUACUGAUCACCAUGCACACUGUAGGAGUGGCACUUAUAACUGUUGGGGUUGUUAUGCUUUUUGCAAUUUUGAUAUACGUGAUAGUAAUAAUAUGCAAAUCUUGUGCCUCCAGUCGCUUUCAUCCCAGGAACAUAAAUGUGUUCUUUAUCUCCGGGCAACUGAGUGGAACACACCUACAGAAUACAACCUCCAGUAUGGCCAACCUUAUCUAAACAAAAGUACAGCAAACCAAAACAAUAAACUUAUCUGAGCUGCACACACUGCAUGAGCCAACAAAAGGCAAAGUACAUAGAGUCUGUGACUUGUGGCUCCUUGCUUUAGAUGUGCAUACAAUGAACGAUACAAUAUUUUUCUUUAUAUAAAUGAUGCAGAAUAAUAAGAAGGAUUUUCAUGGUAAACAUAUUUGUGAUGCUAAACCUGCUUACCCUAUCACCUUCUUCAAAAAACGAUUUUCUAUACUAGAAACUGACAUGUUCUCCCUGCAUAUUUUCUAACUAGGAAAUUUUCUAACCUAUGGUAACAAAAUAUGAAGCCAGUAAGGUUAAUAUGAGGUGGGCUAAAAGUCACAAUCCACCAUUGCUCAUCAAGGUCAUGUGCUGGAAGGACCUUUUUAGCUGAUAUCUACCCUGUGUGCACAGUGACAGGUAGAUUGCAUUUCUGUCACUGGACACAUAGAUGUGGAGGUAGGGGACAUAAUCUUCAGUUUUUUCAAUGGCAGGAAAAAACAACUAUCGUAUCUGUAAUAUUAAAGAAACUCGACAUUGACGGCACUUCUGGACAAAAUUUAAUAUAGCAGGUAGCUGGAAAAAACAAUGCAUUUCGGGAUCAAAUCCCUUAAUCAUAGGUUCCUAUGAGUAAGGGAUUUGAUCGCGAAACGCGUUUUGUCCAGCUACCUGCUAUAUUAAAGUUUGUCCAGAAGUGCCGUCUAUAUUGAGUUUUGUUAUUGGAUACAAUGGGGACACUGGAGACUGAGCACCUGGCAAAGGGAGGAACGAGCGGUGAGCUUGAGCGGUCUCUCCUUUUUGUUUUUUUUACUUUUAGUAUGUGUAAUAUUAGCCUUACACAUUGCUAUUCCAUCAUUUUCAUUUCCUUUCUAUUUAUGCAACUGAUAUAUGAGUGUUUAAAAGGGCAGUUCUGGUAUGAUGUAGGCAGUGAAAUUCUGAGACAAUUUGCCAUUGGUCUUCAUUUUUUAUUUUUGUGUCUUUUUUUUAUUAUUAUUGAACUUUUUAUUCAACAGCUCUGCGGUUAGAAAUUUCAGCAGCUAUCUGAUGGCUAGGGUCCAAUUUACCUUAGCAGCCAGGUAGUGGUCUGAAAUGGGAGACUGGAAAUAAAUAGGAGAGGGCUGAAACAUAAGUAAUAAAAAAAAUCCAAUACAAUAAAAUUGUAGCCUCACAGAGCAAUAGAAUUUGGCUGCUGGGGACAAUAAAGGAAAAUUUAAAAGCUGAUUAAAAAACUAUAAAUUAUGUUAAGACAAGCUGAUAUGUUUCUAAGGAUUGGACAUUCUACAAGAUACCAAAAUUCAGCUUAAGGGUAAGGACACACGCUGCUAUUUCGGGAGAUUAGUUGCCCAGCAACAAAUCGAUUCUUUUUCGGGCGACUAAUCUCCCCGAACUGCCUCCC